CAAGUUGCCAGGGCGUGAUAGCAGAAUAUUACUGCAUUGUCCUGAAAUCUGUGCAAUGAACGUGCUAUUAGCUUCUUUAUGGUCUAGCGGCUUCCGAUAAACUACGCCUCGGGCUCCAACGUUGACAUCCACUUCAAUGGCCAACUCUGACGAUAAUGCAUGUCCGGGAUGGGACGACAGUAUCCCGUACAGCAUCAAGCUGGCAAUGUUGACGAUGACGGUCGAGGCGGCAUCAUACGGCAUCUUCCUGUGCUUAAUCAUCAUGUCCACAUAUAUCCUGGUAUCCAGAGGUCUACGAGGCUCUUAUGCUCGAAUGACACUCCUUGCUGUGACCCUCACCAUGUUCUCCAUAUCCACAGCCCACCUCGUCAUUCAUCUUCUCUGGUAUAUAAUACAAUGGCCAUACAUCUGCGCCACCGUCGCACCAGACGGGUACUUUGCCCGCCUCAACCGGAUGUAUGAAUCGAUAGAGCUUCUGGGACGAGCACAAUAUUUCAUCAGUGAUGUUAUCGUUGUAUGGCGUGCAUGGGUGAUUUGGCCACGGAAUCAUUGGGUCCGUGGGUCUUUGGCGUUCUGUCUUCUGGCUACCGCAGUAACAUCCAUAUUCCUCGCUGUACUCAACGUUUUGUCCUUCAAACUGGACCACAGAUAUCCCACCCUGGAGCAGAACAUGCUCGGAACCUUUGGGCUUCUCUUCACGAAUUUUGGUGCGACGGCGGCUAUCGCAUCGAAGGCUUGGUUGUAUCGACGAUCCGUGAAAGAGUUCGUCAACAGAGGAAGCUCAAAAACCAAAGUAGAAAGUGUGCUCACCCUCUUGGUCGAGUCUGGUGCGCUUUAUUGCAUCUACUGGAUAUUAACGCUACUCAGCGACUUCGGAGUAACUGGCGACUUUGGCUUUGGGUGGCCUCAGCCCAAUAUUUCCGGAAUCUAUCCAACACUCAUCAUCCUACUCGUUUCACUUCAGCGCUCCACUCCAGAUAACGUUUACUCGGUAUCAAGACCUCCUCCGAUGCCACUGGAACCCAUUCAAUUCAGUCCUGCUGCGCCUAUGAACCGAGCGAAGAAACCCGCGGAUUUUUCUGAUAGCGAGCUGUUUAGUAGCACUUUUGUGGCAUCAUCAUCCGGUGGAAAUGUUGUUGGACAGGGAACGGUUUGAAGGAAGAGCUGCUGUCAUCGUGUGGUCUCCUUCGUUCUCCAGAACACGAUGACUUGAUUCGUUCUGAUUCGGGAAUAAAAGUAAUGUAUCAAAUGGUGGUAGACAUACUGUAUACUUAUCCGAC
Stereum hirsutum FP-91666 SS1 is the source of this 1280-nucleotide messenger RNA. RefSeq lists its product as uncharacterized. The coding region runs from base 137 to 1156 and encodes 339 amino acids. The record is from RefSeq and is a predicted model, not a curated record. The transcript is spliced from 8 exons. NCBI's taxonomy places the organism in Eukaryota, Fungi, Basidiomycota, Agaricomycetes, Russulales, Stereaceae.